AGCGCCAUGAGCUGGUCGACGCUCUUGGCCUGCAUGCCGGCCAGCGCCUGCUGGUCGAGUUCCUCGUCCCACUACGAAAUGGCUCAUUCCGCCGGAGGCGAGGAUGCCGACGCGGAUGUCCUUGGGCCACGACUCGAUGGCGGAACGCAGAGCCUGUCCGAGGUUGAAGCACCGCUUGGGCGUCGGCUGGUUCGGCGGGUAGUAGGUGUUGAGCAUGACGGGCACCGCCGGGAUGAUGCCGUCGGUCAUCAGGCGGUUGUACACGUAGCCGAAGGCGUGCCCGAUGCCGCCCUUGGCGCGCCCUCCCCGGUCGGGGUUGAGGAACUUGGAGCUGCCCACGUCGAACUCGGCGUCCAUGAGGCUGUCGAUGAUGUGCAGGCCCAGUGCAGCGUCCGUGGGCGCGUACACAUCCUCGGUGCUGUAGCCAAUGAGAUGCUCGCCGCCCGUGGACGGGCCGGCCUCAUGCCCGGACACCUUCACCUGGUCUCCCCAGUAAACGCAGAAGGCCGGCAUGUUGUCGUCCAGCAGGUACUCAUGCUGGUCGUCGCCAACCAUGACCAGCACGUCCAGGUUGGCGUCGUUCAGCUUUUUGGCCAGGUGAGCGAUGGCCUUCUGGUUCUGCGCGUGGCGCUGUUCAAACUUGGCCGGCGUGAUUUCCCUGGCGAUCCGCUCGGUGUCGGUGCGGGCCAGCAGGUCCUCGAAGUUGGAGGUGAUGCCGUCGGUUCCAAUCAGUUCAACAUGGCCCUUGUCGCGCUCGCCGCGGCCGGCCCAGCCUUCCGCUGGGGUGCUCAGUUGCGGGCUGUGGGAGGAAGCCAGUCCCAGUACCAGUUCUGCCAUAGUAGGGCUCCUUUGAGUGGUGGUUGCCGUUGAUCGGCGGGCCAGUAUCCGGAGUCGCUGAGACGCCGGCUCGAACCCAAUUUUGAGCCCAUUCUACCGCAUGAGCCAUGCAGACCUACGAGCGAGAAUGCGGUCGUCUACGCCUUCCGUUUGCUUGCGCCUCUCGUAGCCCCCUGUAUAUCAUUGCGGCAGUACGGAAUCCACUGCCGCUUCGCCGCAGCAGCGGACCAAUGAGCGCGCCGGUGAGGCAACUACCGUGACGAAAGGAGCGAGACUGGUAUGAAGUACGAUUACAUCGUGAUUGGGGCGGGCUCCGCUGGCUCGAUUAUCGCAGCCGCCUGACCGAGGACCACAGCAAGCACGUGCUGUUGAUCGAGGCGGGCCCCGACUAUCCGGAGUUCGAGCAACUGCCCGAAGAGGUGAAGUUCGGCUACAACACCGAAAUCGACAUCAUGGUCAGCGACCAUAACUGGCAAUUCGUGGGCAAGGGCACCGACACCUCGCCGGAGAUUAUGGUGCCCCGCGGCAAGGUCACCGGCGGCUCCAGCGCCAUCAACGGCCAGGUGUUCCUGCGCGGCGUGCCGGAGGACUACGACGGCUGGGCCGCCCAAGGCAACGAUGAGUGGGCCUACACCAAGCUGCUUCCGAUCUUCCGGCGCAUCGAGACCGACACGGACUACGGCAACGACGACUUCCAUGGGGGCGACGGGCCCAUCGUCAUGCACCGUUUCGCCCGGGAAAGCUGGCUGCCGGCCCAGAACGCCUUCAACUCUGCCUGCGUAUCGGCCGGCUAUCGAGAAGUCUGGGACCACAACCACCCGGAUUCGCAAGGCGUCGGACCCACCCCCUUCAACAACCCCAACGGCAUCCGGAUGAGCACCAAUCUGGGCUAUCUCUCCGAAUCCCGCCACCGGCUAAACCUGACCAUCAAGGCCAACUGCCACGUUCAGCGGAUCCUGUUCGACGGCGACAAGGCCAUAGGCGUGCAACUGGAAUCGGGCGGCGAGACCUUCGUGGCCGAAGGCGAUGAAAUCGUUCUCAGCAGCGGCGCCAUUGGCUCGCCUCACAUUCUGAUGCUAUCCGGCAUCGGUCCCGCGGCACACCUCCGUGAGAUCGGGAUCCCGGUGAUUCACGACUCCCCCGGAGUCGGCCAGAACCUGCGCGACCAUCCCACCGUCUGGUGCACCUGGCGCACCAAGCCCGAGGUGGAGCUUGACGGGCUGGCUCCCCGCUCGCAGUUGUCCCUGCGUUAUACCGCCGACGGGUCGGAGCUGCGCAACGACAUGAAGAUCAGCAUGCAGUCCUUUGCCACCGAGCGCAUCAACCGUGGCGGCGACCGCAUGGUGCCCCUGGGCAUCCGCAUGAGCACCGGCAUCCAGCUGGCGGCCGGAGCUGGACACAUGCGCCUCCAAUCCACCGACCCGUACCAGCAGCCAUUCCUGGACUACAACUACCUGAAGGAGGAGUCGGACCGGGUGCGGCUGCGGGACUCCGUGCGCCUGUGCAUGCAGUUGGCGGACCACCCCGAUUUCCAGACCCUGAUCCAGGAGUGCAUGGAACCGCCGGCCGACGCCCUGGUGAGCGACGAUGCGCUGGACGCAUGGAUCGCCCGCGAGGUCACCACUUCGCAGCACAUCUCCGGCACCUGCAAGAUGGGCCCGGACAGCGACCCCAUGGCCGUGGUCGACCAGUAUGGCAAGGUUAAGGGCGUCACCAACCUGCGGGUCGCCGACGCCAGCGUCAUGCCCGACUGCAUCCGCGCCAACACCAACGUCACAUCCAUGACCAUCGGCGAGCACGUCGCCGAGUUCAUUCAGGAAGGCCGGUAA
Messenger RNA from Geodia barretti, 2666 nucleotides. NCBI's taxonomy places the organism in Eukaryota, Metazoa, Porifera, Demospongiae, Tetractinellida, Geodiidae. The record is from the annotation of a GenBank genome assembly.